Ostrinia nubilalis (European corn borer) is the source of this 1031-nucleotide messenger RNA. RefSeq names its product pseudouridylate synthase TRUB2, mitochondrial. The transcript has 5 exons. Gene Ontology annotation, molecular function: pseudouridine synthase activity; RNA binding. The record is from RefSeq and is a predicted model, not a curated record. Gene Ontology annotation, biological process: RNA processing; pseudouridine synthesis. NCBI's taxonomy places the organism in Eukaryota, Metazoa, Arthropoda, Insecta, Lepidoptera, Crambidae. The coding region runs from base 63 to 983 and encodes 306 amino acids.
UCAAACACAGGUGUUUUCGUAAUUCGUAUCUAGAAUUUUGAAAUAAAAUGUAAAUUAACAAAAUGGUUAACUUUCGAAAUGCUGCUUCUGCUUUCCAAACUCUAAACGGACUUAUAUGUGUGUACAAACCCUCAUGUGUUCCAAUCAAACAAGUACAGCACACGAUAAAAACCAAUUUGUGUAGAGAUCUUAAUAAGCUGCCUGACCGUCCACGUGAAAAGCGGGUGGAGAUAGUAGGUGCUACCAAUGAGCCCAUGACCGUAAAGUUGGUGCCCAACUAUGCUGAUGACCCACUAGUUUGCGGGCCGCGGUACAUUCUGGAAGACAUACGAUGCAGUUGGGCUACACAUUUAGGCCUUUUCAGUAGUGGCGUCUUAUUGCUAGGUAUAAAUGAAGGCACGAAACUUACAUACCUCAUCAACACAUCUAGACUGACAAGGGCAUAUAAAAUACAAGGCCAGCUCGGGAAGGCAACAGAUACAUUUUUCUGGAAUGGCAAGACCGUUGAGCGAUCUGCGUAUGGUCAUGUGACAAGGGAGAAGAUAGAUAGAAUAGUUGCCUACAUGCAGGCAGCACAUCAGAAGGCUAUGUAUGAACAAUCUGGCCUCCACAUGGAAUCACAAACCACAUAUGAAUUGGCUUCUCAGGGCCUCCUAAGGCCAGCACAUAGUAAAUUACCAAUAAUAUAUGGAAUCAAGUGUGUACACUUUGACUCCCCAAAUUUUACAUUAGAGGUACAAUCAGUAAAUGAGUAUGACCACUAUCUAUGGACGUUAGUCCACGAUCUGGGCAUACAGCUGAAAACGUCUGCCCACUGCACCGGGGUACAGUGCAUCAGACAGGGCAAGUUCACCCUGGACGUGGCACUGUUGAGGAAGCAUUGGCAGCUGGAACACAUAAUUGACAAUAUGGAUAGAUGUCGGCAGAUUUUAGAAGAAAACAAAAAUCUGAUGAGGCCAGAGUCUGCUAGGUUAUCACUGUAAAUAAUGUAUUAGAAUUUAGUUAAUGAAUAAAUAAAAUAAGUAAAUACA